ACCUUACGGGUCCCUUAACCCGGGUGUCUGUGUCCAAGCUGCCAUGAAGUGACUAAACACCGAGGGUGUUUAUUUGUCCCCAUCAGAACCCCGAAUCCCAAACAGCCAACCCUGCUACUUCGGUUCCCUCGGCUGAGUUCGGAGGCCAAGGCUGGGCGGGGCCCCGGGCUCGGGAGCCCUUCCUGUGGACGACGAGAGCUGAGGCCGGGCGCGGGGAGCAGGCGGCAGCUGCUCGGGGCUGGAGGCCUCAUGGCGCCGCCCCCGGCCCCGCUCCUGGUGCUGAGACCGGGGGAGACCGGGCCUGACUGCAAGAAGCCUGCGGCCGUGAGCUUCGCGGACGUGGCCGUGUACUUCUCCGUGGAGGAAUGGGGGUGUCUGCGGCCCGCGCAGAGGGCCCUGUACCGGGACGUGAUGCGGGAGACCUACGGCCACCUGGGCGCGCUCGGAUUCCCAGGCCCCAAACCAGCCCUCAUCUCUUGGAUGGAACAGGAGAGUGAGGCUUGGAGCCCCGCCGCCCAGGAUCCUGAGGAGGGGGAAAGCCUGGGAGGAGCUCUGAGAGGAGAUGUCCCAAACAAAAAGGAAGAGGAACCCGAGACAGGGCCAGGAGCCAAAGAAUCCAAAAAGACUCCUGGGAAGGAGAGGCCUGAAGAGCUGGUUAAAAACAAUCUUGACUCAACCAUCAGCGAAACCUCGUCAAGAGCACAGCCACCCAGGAAAGCUGCCUGUGACCAGAGCGCAGGUGCGCAGCCCCCGGUCCUGGUGCCCAGCGUAGACGCUCAGGCCAGCCAGCGGCGCCACGUGUGUGCAGACUGCGGCCGCCGCUUCACCUAUCCCUCGUUGCUGGUCAGCCACCGGCGCAUGCACUCGGGUGAGCGGCCCUUCCCCUGCCCCGAGUGUGGCAUGCGCUUCAAGAGGAAGUUUGCCGUGGAAGCGCACCAGUGGAUCCACCGCUCCUGCUCUGGGGGCCGGCGGGGCCGGAGGCCCGGAAUCCGGGCUGUGCCUCGGGCCCCGGUCCGAGGUGACCGGGACCCGCCGGUGCUGUUCCGUCACUACCCGGACAUCUUUGAAGAGUGCGGGUGAGCGGCUCCCGCUGGCUGGGCUUGAGCCUGACCUCAGCGCUAAGGACUAACUGGGCCCUGAGGGAAGCUCCUGACUCAGGGAUUUGGGACCCAAUAUUCAUCCCUUGGUUUUCCCUCAAGGAUCCCUCUAGUUUCCAAACUUGUAAAAACAAAAGUGCCUCUAAAGAUUCAAAGAGAUUAAACUUGACACCUUCUCUCCCUAGUCUUUCUUAAAAAAUGAAGAGAGUGAGAUGCUGGACUUCUCUCAAAGUGUUAUCUCAGUAGCAGGUGCAACCAAGAUCAUGUGCAAACACUGUCUCCAAAAAAAAUCGCCGCUGCUUAUCUGCAGCAGAGGUAAAUGCUAUGGGGGACUAAGGCCGAGGAGGAGGCCUCAGAUGUAGGUCAUGGUCUAGCUCCGGGUAACUGACACCAACAGGAGGCUCAGGCAGUGAAGUGGGUGGAAAGAAUACAGAAGCACCGGGUGCAGACCUAGUCUCUGCAACUUGCCCCCAGGGCAUAGCUGGUAAGUCACAUGCUUUCCCUGAGCCUCAGCUCCUUCAUCUGUAAAAUGAGGAUCAAUAAUAUCUACCUCAAAGGGUUACUGUGAAGACUGAAAUUGUAACAAGAUAAUAUGUAUAAUACAGUAAAUGUGCAAUAAACAUUUGUUGAAACACAA
This is a messenger RNA of Balaenoptera musculus (blue whale), 1734 nucleotides long. RefSeq names its product zinc finger protein 688 (gene ZNF688). Bases 250 to 1080 code for a protein of 276 amino acids. The transcript is spliced from 3 exons. Lineage: Eukaryota; Metazoa; Chordata; Mammalia; Artiodactyla; Balaenopteridae. The record is from RefSeq and is a predicted model, not a curated record. Gene Ontology annotation, biological process: regulation of DNA-templated transcription.